UGCGUGCGUACGCUACGUCGGGGUGUCACGAACGCCCUUACUCAUUUGCGAAUGAAAGCGUGAGAAUUAUCAAUUCCACAAUAGCACGGCGGUGAGGAUAUCGACUAAAUCAUUGAGAGGGCUUGCAGUAUAGAUUGAUAUAUUCUAUGCCCUCUCAUCUGAUAAAACCGCAUUGAUCAAGUGACUACUAGUAUAUACGAGUUACUGUUGCCGCUCCUGGAAGGCGGAAUAGAAAGGACUCGAUGAGCACGUAUAGUUUCAGAUGCGACGUUCAUUGCCAUGGUUACUGGUUAUUUUAUGUAUCAUUCCCGGCCGGCGGAAUACCACGUAGAGUAGCGGAGCAGACGCCACGCGAAAGUCGGGCUUUACAGCAUCUACAGGAGACCGCUCAGUGCGGGGGAGUUCGGAAGUUUGCUCUUCGCGUUCCAAUUGCAGUUAUUGCACCAACGGGUAUUUGACGGGCAAUUCUUACAAAGCGAAAAGGCAUUGUUUAGCAUCAUGCUCCGCCCGAGUUUGCUUUCCGACCCGACGACUGAGCAAGUUUAUACAAUCUGCUUCUGAUCACACACCCAACCAUAAUACACAAAACAUCUUUCCCGCGACUGUUGCUCUUGUGACAAUAGUAGCUGCCUCCCCUGAACUUCAAGAGGAGAAAUCAAGCAUUAUUUUUGUCCCCUCCCCUUCAUCGUCAUAUCGCCAGAGAAACGCAGGGAUCGUGAGCAAAUCACUGCGUGUGGUUGUUGCGACCACAAGGCACACAGUUGAAUGAGCACGCAAUACAAAGCAAACAAUAAUAAUAAUUCCAUUUUUUUUCCCUUAUGAAUGGCGUCGAUGCCAUACACUGGUUGCUGGGGUGACGAGCCUUUGUCCUCGAACCCUAGAUAAAAGGACCAACCAUUAAGGGGGUAAAAGAGACUGCGGGAACGUGGGAAAGCGUUUCCAAUCAAACCUGUUGGAACAUAUUUUCACAAAAGAUGAAGAGCCUGGUUAUAAUGGAAGUACACCUGUUGAAUACGGCGUGAUACAAUAAACUCUUCUAUACGUGAUGGAGCUGUGAAGAAAUCUGGUGACGACGCAUCUGUGUAAUAAUGUUUUCGUAAACCCGACAGCGAUGCAACGGCUGCAGUUAUUAUUAUAAUAGGCCUUACUUUUUGUCAUACGCGGGAAAAACACUCGUUUUUUAUCACAAUCCACGAAUGAACCAGUGAUAAUUAUAUUAUUUACAUCAUUAUUAUAGAACAUGGACAAUUAUUGUGUUGAAAGGAAUGAUAUCAAAGUGACGCCGAAGUUAGUAACUGGAUAAAAAGCUGGAAGUUGCAGAGCCUUUCCAUCGUUAUUGUGUUGUUUUGCAUCGAUUGGAUAUCUAAAGCUGGUCGCAGUCGUACUGAAUUAUAUUAUUGUUCGACAAGCAGGAAGUAGUUUGGAGAAAUGUUUUCUCUCAAACUUUUUGAUUAGGAACUUCACCCCCACAACACCUUUAACGUCAUUCUACAUAAUAUGAACAAAUUUGCGAGUGUUUUCUUUAAUCGAAUGUAGUCAUUGCUGCCCUACAUGCGUAAAUCAUAACAGGAUUCAACGGGUUAUUUCUCUGAGAUAAACCAUCGUUUCAUUCACGGAUUCUAAGAUGCUGUUUGCAAGCCCUCUUCUAAAGAAAGAGCACAAAAGAUUUAUUUGAGUUUUGAGUAGAAGUUCAAACUAACCGAAAACUACUCAAGGUGUGUUUACAUAUGCCUGGAAGGAAACUCUUCUGCAGAGUGACUGUUAUCUACACAAACUCUACAAACAUCCUGAUUGAGAAAUUUGUGCCGGUAGUUUGACGAGCCAAUAGUUUUAUUGCAGAUACAUUAUUGUGAAUUAUAAGGAAUAAAAUGGCGGAUAACAAUAUCAUCUAUUUGAUGUCAGCGGUAUUGCUGUGCUUUUUUGCUUUAUACCACGAUGCUGCGGCGCAGAGUGUGGAGAACCAGCAAGAAAUCACUGUGGCGCCUAAAGACACGAACGCCAUCCGCGGAGAACUGGCGACCCUCUACUGCACCAUCGCCAACCAAAUCGGCGUGCCAUCGUGGUCGAAAGACGGCGAGAUCAUCGCCGUCAAGCCCAUCGACACCUCGGGCGAUGCCGGUGAGCACCGAUGGGCGAUCUUCGGCGACGAGUCCGCCGGCGAGUUCAACCUCCAGAUCGUCAACGUGGAUGAUUCGGACGCGGGUGUGUAUACGUGCAUGGUCUCUCUGCCGUCGACCGGUUCAUUGUACGAUGGGUAUUUGACGUCGCAGCCUGCAGCCCUGCACGUUCUCCCACCGCCCGAUGGCGACUUCCCAGAGUGCCUCAUCAGCAUCGAAGGCACCUUGGAUGUCGGGGAAGCAGUCGAGUUCACGUGUGCCUAUCGAUCCAACAACACCCACCAAGUCCAGCUUUACUGGACGAAACAAGACGAUGCUUCCUUCGUGCCGACGAGCCCGGAGACGCACAUCCGCGAUGGUUUUAUCGUCACUCAGUUCUACCACAGUAUCACUCGAGACGAUCAUCUUUCCACCUUCCAGUGCAUUGCCGAAAGCUCCGGCCUACCUUCCGCUCGCUCCUGCACGACGGGUUUCAUCGUCGUGCGGCAUGUCCCCGACGUUAUGAUAACGCCCGCCUCGCCAUCGGUACGCCGCGGUGACGGCGUCAACUUCGUGUGUCUGAUCAGGUCGUCGUACCCGGCGGAUUUCACCUACUCGUGGACGUACAAAGGACUAUCGCUGGAAGACUUCGGGGAUAAGAUCACCGCGGAAGGAACGCAGAUAUCUAUCAAUGACAUCGGGGAUGAUGAUAGUGACGCGGUUGUUGCUUGUGAAGCGGAAAAUGAGGUCGGUUCCAGCCGUGCUACCGCGGUUAUAGAAAUCGCAUCAGCAUCAUCUCCGAAAAACAUCUAUACCUGGGUUAUUCCUCUUGCUAUUGUCGUGGCAGUUAUUUUAAUCAUCUUGAUCAUCAUAUCUGUGGUCUUUGAAUGCAAAUGCUGCUGUAGGAGGUAUGUCCGCACCAAGAAACUGACGGCGAGUGGAUGGUCUGCUGAAAAUUUUGUAAUGGAAACGCGGCUUCAAGUGCCAGAAAGACGCAGCAGUGACGCAACCACUGACUUCGUCAUGACUCGGAACAUCACAACCCCUGCAAGGGGGGCACCAAGAGCCAGUCAACAGCAGCGGAACCAAAGAGCCGAUAUGAGGUACAUUCAGGAAACAGCCAUCGACAAUGUCAAUCAGAUACGUCCCGAUUCUCAGCUACAGCGUCACUACGGCAGCUUCGGCGUCGAGCAGCGCAAGCAGCGACCGCGCAACGGGACGUCCAGCCCUCACCAAAACGUUGGUUCCAAGAUGAUGGGGUACACCGAAGUGGACGCCCCAUCGCCGUACACGAACGUCAGCCCCGGGUUCAGCGACUCCGGCGUCGACUACCAAUCGUCGCUGGACGGGAGCCCAAGUCCAACGCCAACGCCAAGGGUAGAUUCAACACCACCGUACGCGCAGGUACGACGGGGUGGUCGAACAUCACGGGUCGGCGGCUCUCGGCUAAGUGUUCAAGAAAGGCAAAGCAUUAUGGAUGAACUAUAAUAGGCCCAUUAUGUCCUUUUUUUGAGAUAGUUUCUGCGUGACUGAACAAAAAGUUUGUGCAAUAUGCACUUUUUUUAAAAUAUACAUGAGACGAUUCUCACUUUGUUGUUGGUUCCGUUCAUCUUUACAUGGGAAGGGUUAUGGAAUAGAUAAAGCCUUUGCAUGUAGUUGAAUUUUCCUUUACAUGGAAUAAGUUGGAUAAAAGGUUUUUUCUGUUGAUCACUGCAACCUCAAAAGGUUUAUGCAUAAACCAGUUAACCAAUAUGUAAUAUAUGGUGGAUCGUAUCCGGACACCUACCCCUGGACAACCAUCCCCGGUUAACCACCUCCGGAUAACUACCCCUAGGACAACUAUCCCCUAGGUCAACUACCCUCUAGGUCAGCUACCCCAGAUAUAUACCCCGGACAACUAACGCCACACAACUACAUCCACACAACUACCCCUUAGAGCAACCGCCCUCUAGGAUACCUCCUUGACAUCUACCACCAAUGUACCACUACCACCCAACUACCCAUGGACAAUAACCCUUAUUAUCAAUCGGGGGGUAGUUGUCCGAGAGGGUGAUUGUCCUAGAGGGUAGUUGUCUGGUGGUAGUUGUCCAGGGGUAGUUGUCCUAGGGGUAGUUACCAGAGGGUAGUUAUCGGGGGGGGGGGGGUGUCCUAGAGGUGGUUGUCCUAGUGAGUAGGUGUCUAGGUAGUUGGCCGGGGGUAGUUGUCUUUUUGGGGUAGUUACCGGGGGGGGGGGGGGGUUGUACUCAUCCUAGACGGUAAUCGUCCUGGGGGUAGUCGUCCUAGAGAGUAGUUAUCCUAGGGAUGGUUAUCCGGAGGGUGAUUGUCAAGUUUUUUUGUAUAAUGCUGUGGAUAUUUUUAUUUCAUUUGUCCAUUGGGAAGUAUUUUUACAUGACUUAUGAUGUAUGGCUUUUGAAUAUUAUUGAAAAAAAAGCAUUAUUUUAUGUGUUUAAAUAAAAAAAAAAGUGUUCGGAUUUUAUCAUAAUUUGCAUACUGGUUAGUUGGCUGAGAAUUCUGCAAAUUUAUUAUGAUAUAUGAGGCCUAACAAAUAAAAAUGUUGUAUUGCCCUUUGCGACCGACCCCAUAAUUUUGAAAUCGACGGUCGGGUAUAAAAAAAAAAUAAAAAAAAAACGUUUU
Molecule: messenger RNA, 4730 nt
Organism: Strongylocentrotus purpuratus (purple sea urchin)
Lineage: Eukaryota; Metazoa; Echinodermata; Echinoidea; Camarodonta; Strongylocentrotidae
Product: kin of IRRE-like protein 2
Exons: 3
Coding region: 1869-3584 (571 amino acids)
Source: RefSeq, a predicted model, not a curated record